This is a messenger RNA of Monascus purpureus, 1014 nucleotides long. The record is from the annotation of a GenBank genome assembly. NCBI's taxonomy places the organism in Eukaryota, Fungi, Ascomycota, Eurotiomycetes, Eurotiales, Aspergillaceae.
CACUACCGCCCUUGCUACUUCACCUUGUCCUCUUUUAUCAUCUUAUUAUCUUGACAACCGAGAGGAAUACAGGGUUGAUAACUUAAAGUCAAAGUCUUGUUAUCUUGAGCUUUUACUAACCCAGUUGAGAAACUUAAAUCUCUUCUGGAUAUUCUUGCUCAUUCAUCAUGAACCACUACCCUGAAGCCUGGGGGAGACCCAGGGAUGAUGUUUAUGGCCGUUACGAUCACUCUUACCUGCAGACUUCUGGCCCCAAGGCCCACACCCAAUCACCUGCCGUAACUGGAACGUCUGUAGUCGCAGUUAAGUUCAAUGGAGGAGUUGCGAUAGCUGCGGAUAACUUGGCAUCGUACGGUUCCCUUGCUCGCUUCUCCGACGUCAAGCGUCUUCGUGUAUUUGGAGAUGCCGCGAUAAUUGGGUUUGGUGGCGAUGUGUCUGACAUGCAAUAUAUCGACCGCCUUCUUGACUCCGUUGACAUCAGGGAGAACUAUUCGUCAAAUGGUAACACCCUCAACGCGAAGAAUAUCCACACCUACCUCUCGAAGGUCUUUUAUAAACGUCGCACCGAUAUGAAUCCUCUCUGGAAUCAUAUUCUUGUGGCAGGCUUUGAUGGAGAUGGUAAACCAUUUCUAAGCUCCGCCGACCUCCUUGGAACGACCUUCUCCAGUCCGCACUUGGCGACCGGGUUUGGCGCACAUCUUGCGGUCCCGAUCCUCCGUCGACUGUUCCCGGAAGAAAAACCCAUCGAAGAGUUCAGCAAAGAUCAGGCUGUUGCAGCACUCAGGGAGUGUAUGAAGGUCCUGUGGUACAGGGAUGCGCGGAGCCACGACAGAUUUUCGAUAGCGACGAUCACCAAGGAAGGUAUCGAGCUAAACGAGAAUGAGCAGGUUGAGGCUCAGAGCUGGGCCUUUGCAGAAGUCGUAAAGGGAUACGGGGCACAAACUGUUUAGCUUUCCUUUUUGUUCUAGAGUCUGGACUGACGGAAAAUAUGCCUAUGAAUUCGAAAGUUCACAG